This is a messenger RNA of Phlebotomus argentipes, 3705 nucleotides long. RefSeq names its product intraflagellar transport protein 122 homolog (gene Oseg1). Gene Ontology annotation, biological process: intraciliary retrograde transport; protein localization to cilium; non-motile cilium assembly. The record is from RefSeq and is a predicted model, not a curated record. Gene Ontology annotation, cellular component: intraciliary transport particle A; non-motile cilium. The coding region runs from base 92 to 3601 and encodes 1169 amino acids. The transcript is spliced from 4 exons. Gene Ontology annotation, molecular function: protein binding. Lineage: Eukaryota; Metazoa; Arthropoda; Insecta; Diptera; Psychodidae.
AAUCUCGCAUCACCGUGGCAACGAAAUCACGCCGCAAAAGCUGAGGAAAUACCCUCAAUAGCGAGGCUUGAGAGGCGAUUUUCCCCGGAAAAUGCGAGCAGUUCCCAAGUGGGUAGAGAAAAUCCACGAGCCCGGCGAGAAGAGUGAUCACGCGAGCAUUCAUGCUGUCUGCUUCCACCCGGAGGGACUCCAUGUGGUGGCGGGAGCGGCUGAGAAGCUCCUGGUGUACGAGACGCAGAAUGGCACACUCCUGGAGACACUGCGUGGCCACAAGGAGACCAUUUACGCCGUGGCGUAUGCGAGAGACGGGAAGAAAUUCGCCUCCGGAAGCACAGACAAGAGUGUCAUCAUCUGGACACACAAGUUCGAGGGCAUGCUGAAGUACUCCCACAGCGAUGCCGUCCAGUGUCUCUCCUUCAACCCAGUUUCCCACCAGCUCGCCUCCUGCGCCGUCUCAGACUUUGCUCUCUGGUCAGCUGAGCAGAAGGCUGUGCAAAAGUACAAAACCCCGGCGAGAAUAAACUCGUGCGCCUGGACAAACGAUGGGCAGUAUCUCGCCCUUGGUCUGGCCAAUGGUUCCGUCAGCAUCCGGAACAAGGCGGGAGACGAGAAGAACCGCAUUGAGCGUCCCGGAGGGGCGAAUAGUGCGAUCUUCGGGGUGGCCUGGAAUCCUCCGGGCUCCACAAAUGCCGACACACUGGCUGUGGUGGACUGGUCCAAGACGCUGAGCUUCUACACGCUCGGCGGACAGCUGGUGGGCAAGGAGCGCACGCUGGGAUUCGAUCCGCUGUGCGUGAACUUCUUCCCGGACGGCGAGUUUCUCGUGGUCGCCGGAUGCAACAAACAAAUGCAGCUUCUGACCAAAGACGGGGUGAAACUGGGCAGUCUGGGCGAGAUGCACGACUCGUGGAUCUGGACAGUGGCUAUUCACCCUCAAGGAGGCUCAAUUAUGGUGGGAUCUCAGGAUGGCACCUUGGCGUGCUACACCGUUGCCUUCAGCACCGUCCAUGCGCUGUACCGCGAGCGCUACGCCUUCCGGGAGAACAUGUGCGACGUGAUAAUCCAGCAUCUGGUGUCUGGACAGAAGGUGCGCAUCAAAUGCCGCGAUCUGGUGCACAAGAUCGCCAUCUACCGCAAUCGCCUGGCUGUGCAGCUGCCUGAGCGAGUGGUGCUCUACGAGCUGAAUUCGGCGGAGAACCAGCCGAUGCACUACAGAGUGAAGGAGAAGAUCGCCAAGAAGUUCGAGUGCAGCCUCCUGGUCGUCUGUGCCCAGAACAUUGUGUUGUGCCAUGAGAAGAAGCUGCAGAGUCUGGACUUCGCCGGUGUGCUGCAGCGCGAGUGGAACAUGGACAGCUUCAUCAGGUACAUCAAAGUGACUGGCGGUCCGCCGGGUCACGAGGGACUCUUGUUGGGCCUCAAGAGUGGCGAAGUGUGGCGCAUUUUCCUGGACAAUGCGCUGCCCAUUCUCGUCACGACAGUGCUGUCGUCCGUGCGGUGCUUGGAUCUCAACUCGACCAGGAGCAAACUGGCCGUUGUGGAUGACGCUGGCCGACUGGUGGUCAGAGAUCUCACCACAGACACUCUGCUGUAUCAGGAUUCAGGAGUGAAUUCUGUCGCCUGGAACACUCACCUCGAGUCAAUGCUGUGCUAUUCUCACACCGCGGGCGGAUUGAGCAUCCGCGUGGGGAAUUUGCCGCCCAGGAAUCCUCAGAGUCUCCUGGGCGUCGUUGUGGGACUCACAGGAUCAACGGCCUUCUGUCUGCGCGGGAAUGUGAUGAGCAACGUUCCUCUAGCUCUCGGUGCCACGAUGUGGCAGUUCGUGGAGGCGAAUCUCUUCGAGGAUGCUUACCAUGUGGCUUGCCUGGGAGUGCCAAUGUCGGAUUGGGAGGGUUUGGCGCAAGCAGCUCUGGACAGUCUGGAAUUGAGUGUGGCGAGAGAUGCUUAUGUGAAGGUGAGGAAUCUGCCGUGGCUGAAUCUCAUUCUGGAGCUGAAGGAGAAGCAGAAGCGCGGAGAUGUGGCCAAGGAAGUCCUCCAGGCGGACAUCAUGGCUUUCGGUGGGAAGUUCAAGGAGGCAGCGAGGCUCUAUCAGAAGAGCGGACAGAGUUCCAAGGCUCUGUCCAUGUACAGCGACUUGAGGAUGUUCGACUUGGCGCAGGAGUUCCUGAAGGAAGGCGAUUCGGCGGACAAGAGGGAAUUGGUGCGUCGCAGGGCGGAGUGGGCUUGUUCUGUGCACGAGCCGAGGGCAGCGGCGGAGCUUCUCUUGGCCGCCGGUGAGUCUGAGAGAGCCAUAGAGAUCGUGGCUGAGCAGGGAUGGUCAGAUGUGCUGCUGGACAUUGGACGCAGGCUGAACUCCUCGGAAAGCAAGAGCCUGAGUCUCGUGGCCAGUCACUUGAGGCGUCUGAAGGCUCUGCCGCUGGCUGCUGAGAUCUACCGGAAGCUGGGCGAGGAGGCUCAAGUGGUGCAGCUUCAUGUGGAGGCGCGGGAUUGGCCAGAGGCGUUCAGAUUGGCUGAACAUCUGCCACAAGUUCUGCCCUCUGUUCAUCUGCAGCACGCUCAGUGGCUGGCGGAGUCGGAUGAGUUCAUCGCUGCUCACAGGGCUUUUGUGUUGGCCGGGAAGCCCAAGGAAGCCACGAAAUUGCUCAGGGACUUGGCGGAGUGCUCGAUCAGCGAGGAGAGAUUCGCCGAUGCGGGAUACUACAUCUGGCUGAGGGCGAAGCAGACGUUGCAACUGCUGGACGUGGAGACGGACGAUGUCCAGGAGAGUGUGGCUGAGUUCCAAUCCCUCUUGCGCCUCUGCACCGUCUAUUAUGCCUACAGCACGAUCCACAACUACCUCAGAGAGCCCUUCACCAGCAAUCCGCCGCUCACGCUCUUCAACACCAGUCGCUUCGUGGCGAAUCAGAUCGAGAAGAGUCUCCCGCCCAAGGGUGUGAGUCUCUUCGCUGUGCUGUACACGCUGUCGAAGCAGGCCAAAGUCUUGGGGGCGAAGAAGCUGCAUCUGCAGGUGAACAAUCGUCUGCAGACACUCAAGGCGCCGCCUGGAGUGCAAGAGCAAGUGGAUGCGACAUUUCUCUCCAGUCGCGCCGCCUCGGGCUUCAGUGAUCCGGAGGAAUUGCUGCCGAUGUGCUACAAAUGCUCCAACUACAGCUCGCAUCUGCAGGGAAAUGUCUGUCCCAGUUGUCAGCAGUCGUACGUCUUUUCCUUUGUGUCCUUUGAGAUUCUGCCCUUGGUGGAGUUCCACCUGGAGUCGGACAUCACGGAUGCGGAGGCUGAAAGACUGCUCUUGGCGCCGCCGAGGCUCAAUGAGCACCAUCCUGAUCCCUUCACAGACACCAUGAUUCACGAAGAUCUCAGCGAGGCCUUCCCGGUGGCGCUGGACAGAGAGUCUCUGAGAGCCAUGGAUGCGCGCUCUGUGCUGAUCGCCAAGUGGCCAACGCCGCUCAGGACGCGCUUCUAUCGGAACUUGCUGCCUGAGCUCCAGAUCACCAUCUGUCCGGAGUGUUUUCAGGCCUUCCACACGGAGGACUUCGAGCUGCAGGUGCUCCAGAAGGGCCACUGCCCCUUCUGUCGCACCUCCGCCGACACUCUGCUCAACAGCUAAUCAGGCCGUUUGGUCUCCUGCUGCUUUUCUCUUCAGCGGCGCAUUUCUGAGAGCACAUGAAAUUGUGAUUUGGUCCGUCCGCAAUUACAGAUGUUGAAAAAUGA